Molecule: messenger RNA, 846 nt
Organism: Trichoplax adhaerens
Lineage: Eukaryota; Metazoa; Placozoa; Uniplacotomia; Trichoplacea; Trichoplacidae
Exons: 6
Coding region: 1-846 (281 amino acids)
Cellular component (GO): membrane
Source: RefSeq, a predicted model, not a curated record
AUGAAUUCUUUCAAGUCACUAGCCGUUUUGGUAUUAUGCUGUUCAUUAACUGUCUGUUUUGCUGCGGAUACAGUUCCAGCUACGACAGUAAAGGCAACUCCAGCAGCAACAAAAGCAACAGUAAAAGCAACAGUAAAAGCAACAACAGCAACAGCAGCAACAGCAACUGUGGAUAGACUUACGAUCCCGACUGGAUUUUGGAAUAUCACCAACUCUAAAGAUCAAUCUUGCAUGCUUUUCCAAAUGGGAAUUAGAGUUAAUGUCUUUUACAAAGUACCUGGAAGUGAUGCUAUCCAUGUAUUUUCAUCCAAUGUUCCAACCAAUGCUAGUGCUGAAGGCACCUGCCAAUUUAACAUGACUUCAUCUUUCUCCGUAAUGUGGCAUGACAAUGCUGUACCACCCAAGUUGGUUGAUUGGUGGAGAACUCGUUCUGUUAAAUUAAAUUACAAACUUGGUGGUAUUCCUGAUGCUAUGCGUAAGUUAGCUCUUGAUAAUUUGUUAGGAGCUAUGGGCGAUCAAGUAGGGGAGGUCAACAGCACCUACUUAGAGGAAGUUAAAGCACUGAGCCAUCAAUCUCUAAUCUGUGGUACUGGCUAUAAACUGAAUUUUAUGGAUAACAAGGGAAAUGUCGAUAUUGUUAAUGUCCGUGCUCAACCAUUUGAUGUGGUUGACAAUAAAUUCAGCUUUAAACUCUGGUAUUGUGUCCAUGAUAGCCCAUUUGCUCCUAAAAAGGAUAACACCGUCCCUAUUCUGGUCGGUAGUUUAAUCACAGCAAGUUUCUUGAUUACUUUGUUGGCUUAUGUUUUCUCUCGCCAUCGUGUCCGAGCUGGCUAUCAAUCUAUGUAA